CAAAAUCUCGAUCGCUUUCCGUCAAGGUAGUCCCUCACCUUCGCUGCAACUACUUUGAAACAGAGCUUUCGACUCAUACAUCGCGUUUAUUGGAUCAGUUAAUUAAUAAUAUUUCGAUUAAAUGUGGUUUUGCCCCGCCUUUCCCCCAAUUCUUAUUGUUUACAAUUGGUUUUUUGGUUGAUGAUGAGAUGGAUAGUAUGGACUGAAGUGAUGUUUGGAUCCAGGUAUCGUUGGAGUAUUUUGAAGAGGGUCAGUGACAAUGGUUGAGAAAUCAAAGGGCAGAAAGGAGGAGGUCGUUACCAGGGAGUACACCAUCAACCUCCACAAGCGGUUGCAUGGCUGCACCUUCAAGAAGAUGGCCCCCAAGGCCAUAAAGGAGAUCAGGAAGUUUGCUCAGAAGUCGAUGGGGACGAAGGAUGUGAGGGUGGAUGUGAAGCUUAACAAGCACGUGUGGAGUAGGGGGAUCCGAAGUGUCCCGAGGAGAGUUAGGGUUCGCAUUGCCCGGAAGAGGAACGAUGAUGAAGAUGCAAAAGAGGAGCUUUACUCACUUGUUACCGUUGCAGAAAUUCCACCUGAAGGGCUGAAGGGAUUGGGCACAAAGGUUAUUGAAGAAGGGGAGUGAGGCACUGUUAGGUAGGAUAGAGAAUUUAGAGAAUUUCAACCAGACAGGUCUGAGAAUUUUUGGUUGUUUCAAGACUGAAAUCAGAUUUUUUCAGUUGUUCAAAACAACAGUAUUGAUGUCUUUGUUUUGUAGUCACUACUACUUUUCUGGCUUUGAAUGUUUUUCAAUUCCUCA
This is a messenger RNA of Telopea speciosissima, 796 nucleotides long. RefSeq names its product 60S ribosomal protein L31. Gene Ontology annotation, molecular function: structural constituent of ribosome. The record is from RefSeq and is a predicted model, not a curated record. The transcript is spliced from 2 exons. Lineage: Eukaryota; Viridiplantae; Streptophyta; Magnoliopsida; Proteales; Proteaceae. Gene Ontology annotation, biological process: cytoplasmic translation. Gene Ontology annotation, cellular component: ribosome; cytosolic large ribosomal subunit. The coding region runs from base 260 to 622 and encodes 120 amino acids.